AUGGAUGCAAAUCUAUAUGAUGAGUUUGGUAAUUAUAUCGGCCCGGAGUUGGAAAGUGAAGAAAGUGAAGAAGAAGAUGAACAAGAUGAGAUGCUUGAAGACGCUGACGCCGAAAUGGAUGAUGUAGGCGAUGAAGAUAUGGAAGACGGACCGCAAAUAGAGACCGCUGUAGUAUUGCAUGAGGAUAAGAAAUAUUAUCCCACUGCAAUGGAGGUUUAUGGUCCUGGAGUUGAGACUGUCGUUCAAGAGGAAGAUACACAACCUUUAACCGAGCCUAUCGUACAGCCAGUAAAGACUAAAAAAUUCACCUUUACUGAGGAUGAAUUACCUGAAACUGAGUACAACAUCGAAUACCUAGCAGAUAUUUUAGAUAAUCCUGAUUUGGUUCGAAAUGUUACAAUUGCUGGCCAUCUUGCUCAUGGCAAGACAUCGUUAGUAGAUUGUUUCGUUGAACAAACCCAUCCAAAGAUAAGAAUAGAAGAUUGUAAAGAUUUGCGGUAUCCUGAUAUUUUAUUCACUGAACAGGAGAGAGGCAUUAGUAUUAAGAAUUCUCCGUUAUCCUUGAUAAUGCCUAAUACACGAGAUAAAUCUUUCAUCAUGAACAUUUUCGAUACUCCAGGCCAUGUAAAUUUCUCAGAUGAAGUUAGUGCGGCAUACAGAUUAUCAGAUGGAGUGGUUCUAGUCAUUGACGCUUCAGAAGGAGUUAUGGCGAAUACUGAAAGACUUUUAAAGCAUGCGAUUCAGGAACAGUUAGCUGUUACUAUCUGCAUAAAUAAAAUCGACCGACUAAUUUUAGAACUAAAACUACCUCCAGCUGAUGCUUACUUCAAACUUAAGCAUAUAAUUGACGACCUCAAUAGCAUAAUUAGUACGUUUUCAGAAGAAGAGGAAUGUGCUAUUUCUCCGUUGUUGGGAAAUGUUUGCUUUGCAAGUUCGUUGUUCAGAUUUUCGUUCACGCUUCGAUCCUUUGCUAAAAGUUACGUCGAUGGUUAUGGUGUCAAUAUUUCACCUGAUGACUUUGCUAAGAAACUUUGGGGAGAUAUGUACUUUAAUUCUAAGACGAGAAAGUUUACAAGAAAACCUUUAGUUAGCACGUCCCAAAGGAGUUUUGUCGAAUUCAUAUUGGAACCACUAUACAAGUUGUUUUCCCAGAUUGUCGGCGAUGUGGAUACGACAUUACCAAAUCUACUUAAUGAACUUGGUAUUUCACUAAAAAGAGAAGAGAUGCAGUUAGACAUUAGACCCUUAUUACGCCUAGUUUGUAGGAAGUUCUUCGGAAAUCAUUCAGGAUUCGUUGAUAUGUGCGUAGAACAUGUACCUUCACCGGCACAAGGUGCAGAAAGAAAGAUAAAGCAUGUAUAUAGCGGUCCUAUAAAAACUGAAGUUGGUGAAUCAAUGCUAAGCUGUGAUUCUGAGGGACCCCUUAUGGUUUAUGUGACAAAACAAUAUCCUACCCAGGAUGCUACAAGUUUUCAUGUUUUUGGACGUGUGAUGAGUGGCACAAUUUAUUCAAGACAACAAGUUAAAAUAAUGGGUGAAAAUUAUACAUUAGAAGAUGAAGAAGAUUCACGUAUUGGAGAGGUUGGAAGAUUAUGGAUCUCCGAGGCAAGAUAUCGAAUUGAAGUGAAUCGAAUUCCUGCUGGCAAUUGGGUCUUAAUUGAGGGCAUUGAUGAAUCUAUUAUUAAGACGGCUACAAUUACUAAUGUUUCUGGAAAUGAUGAGGCAUAUAUCUUUAGGCCUUUGAAAUUUAAUACGAUUUCAUCGGUUAAAAUUGCUGUUGAGCCACAUAACCCAUCAGAAUUACCGAAAAUGGUCAACGGUUUGCGUAAAGUGAAUAAAACCUAUCCUUUACUUGUAACCAAGGUUGAAGAAUCGGGUGAGCAUGUCGUUUUGGGUACUGGAGAAUUAUAUUUGGACUGCGUUAUGCAUGAUUUAAGAAAGAUGUAUUCUGAAAUUGACAUCAAGGUUGCCGAUCCUGUUGUUACGUUUUGUGAAACCGUCGUUGAGACUUCAUCGUUGAAAUGUUUCGCCGAAACCCCUAAUAAAAAGAAUAAAUUAACUAUGAUUGCUGAACCGCUGGAGAAAGGUAUUGCGGAAGAUAUUGAAGCUGGAGUUGUGCAAAUUGGAUGGAACAGGAAACAGCUAGGUGAAUUUUUUCAAACUAAAUAUGAUUGGGAUUUGUUGGCUGCAAGAUCAAUUUGGGCUUUUGGUCCUGAAGUAAAUGGCCCAAAUGUUUUAGUAGACGACACACUUCCAUCUGAGGUGGACAAAAGCUUACUAAAUUCAGUCAAAGACUCCAUAGUCCAAGGAUUUCAGUGGGGAACCAGAGAAGGCCCUCUUUGUGAUGAGCCUAUCAGAAACUGCAAGUUCAAGAUUUUGGACGCUAUCAUUUCUGACGAGCCAAUCCAUCGUGGCGGAGGACAAAUUAUUCCGACAUCACGCCGUGUUGCCUACUCUUCUUUCCUACUUGCUACACCAAGACUAAUGGAACCAUAUUUCUUUGUAGAGGUUCAGGCUCCAGCAGAUUGUGUAUCGGCGGUUUACACGGUUUUGGCCAAAAGAAGAGGUCAUGUCACCCAAGAUGCACCCGUACCUGGAUCCCCUCUUUACAUUAUCAAGGCUUUUAUACCUGCGGUCGAUUCAUUUGGCUUUGAAACCGAUCUGCGAACACACACACAAGGACAAGCUUUUUGUUUAUCCUUUUUCCAUCAUUGGCAGAUCGUACCUGGUGAUCCGUUAGACAGAUCUAUUCUUAUUAGACCUCUGGAGCCACAACCGGCAGCACACUUAGCUAGGGAUUUUAUGAUUAAGACUCGCCGACGCAAGGGGCUUAGCGAAGACGUCUCCAUCAACAAAUUCUUCGAUGAUCCUAUGUUAUUAGAAUUAGCUAAACAAGACGUAUUUUAA
Molecule: messenger RNA, 2907 nt
Organism: Trichoplax adhaerens
Lineage: Eukaryota; Metazoa; Placozoa; Uniplacotomia; Trichoplacea; Trichoplacidae
Exons: 31
Coding region: 1-2907 (968 amino acids)
Biological process (GO): mRNA splicing, via spliceosome
Cellular component (GO): U4/U6 x U5 tri-snRNP complex; cytosol; U2-type catalytic step 2 spliceosome
Molecular function (GO): U5 snRNA binding; translation elongation factor activity; GTP binding
Source: RefSeq, a predicted model, not a curated record